Molecule: messenger RNA, 608 nt
Organism: Tigriopus californicus
Lineage: Eukaryota; Metazoa; Arthropoda; Copepoda; Harpacticoida; Harpacticidae
Product: pro-resilin-like
Exons: 1
Coding region: 114-494 (126 amino acids)
Cellular component (GO): extracellular matrix
Source: RefSeq, a predicted model, not a curated record
CAAGACAGGUAUAAAUAUCUACAAUCUUAUUGACACCAGCAUCAGUUUACCUGCAUCCACCAAAUAACCAACAUCGCCACUGUUAUUGUUAAAAAACAUCCUCAUCCUUCACCAUGAACUCAAUGACUAUCUUGGCUUGUAUCAGUGCGGCCGUCUUGGUCAACUUGAGUUCGGCCCAACAUCCUGGAGCUGGUGCCCCCCAUCAUGGUGGAGUGAAGGGCCAUCACGAUGGUCCAGCCCAUUACAACUAUGCCUAUGCUGUUCAAGAUGACUACUCGGGAUCCAAUUUCGGACAGAGCGAACAACGCGAUGGUUACUCGACCAGCGGCCAAUACCACGUGGCCUUGCCCGACGGCCGCAUCCAAACCGUGACCUACACCGUGGCUGAUCAAUACUCUGGCUACGUGGCUGAUGUUUCCUACUCGGGUCAAGCCAAGUAUGGGCCUUCGCAUGGACCCUCUCAUGGACAUGCUCACUCCGCUAGCACUGUAUAAGUCAUGCAUAUUUAGUGGAUGCCACUUACGAUUAUUUAUGCCCUUAUUUUUGGAUUUACCAAUUUUUACCCAUGAUCGCCAUACUAAUUUGAGAUUGAAUUGAACAUAAAAAUC